AUGGAAGAGGCUUUCCUACUCAAUCAAACUUCUUUAGUGACAUAUUUUCGGCUUAGAGGUUUAUCUGUAAAUCAGAAGGUGCAGAUGGCUAUGUUUUCCAUAUUUCUCGUUUUCUAUGUCCUGACUCUGCUUGGGAACAUCCUCAUUGUCAUCACUAUCAUCUAUGACCGCCGGCUCCAUACCCCCAUGUAUUUCUUCCUCAGCAAUCUGUCCUUUAUCGAUGUCUGCCACUCCACUGUCACUGUGCCCAGGAUGCUGAGAGACACCUGGUCAGAGGAGAAGCUCAUCUCCUUUGAUGCCUGUGUGACCCAGAUGUUCUUCCUGCACCUCUUCGCCUGCACAGAGAUCUUCCUCCUCACCGUCAUGGCCUAUGAUCGUUAUGUGGCCAUCUGUAAACCCUUGCAGUACAUGACAGUGAUGAAUUGGAAGGUAUGUGUGCUGCUGGCUGUGGCCCUCUGGGCAGGAGGAACCAUCCACUCCAUAUCCCUGACCUCCCUCACCAUCAAGCUGCCCUACUGUGGUCCUGAUGAGAUUGACAACUUCUUCUGUGACGUGCCGCAGGUGAUCAAAUUGGCCUGCACUGACACCCACAUCAUUGAGAUCCUCAUUGUCUCCAACAGUGGGCUGAUCUCCGUGGUCUGUUUUGUGGUCCUUGUGGUGUCCUAUGCGGUCAUCCUGGUGAGUCUGCGGCAGCAGAUCUCYGAGGGCAGGCGGAAGGCCCUGUCCACCUGUGCAGCCCACCUCACCGUGGUCACACUGUUCCUGGGACACUGCAUCUUCAUCUAUUCCCGCCCAUCCACCAGCCUCCCAGAGGACAAAGUGGUGUCUGUGUUUUUCACUGCUGUCACCCCUCUGCUAAACCCCAUCAUCUACACCCUUAGGAAUGAAGACAUGAAGAAUGCCUUGAACAAGAUAAUGGGGAGGAAGGAGAAGAAAGAAAAAUAA
Messenger RNA from Urocitellus parryii (Arctic ground squirrel), 945 nucleotides. It is a transcript of the gene Or4e1, whose product is annotated as olfactory receptor family 4 subfamily E member 1. Gene Ontology annotation, biological process: G protein-coupled receptor signaling pathway. The record is from RefSeq and is a predicted model, not a curated record. Lineage: Eukaryota; Metazoa; Chordata; Mammalia; Rodentia; Sciuridae. Gene Ontology annotation, molecular function: G protein-coupled receptor activity; olfactory receptor activity. Gene Ontology annotation, cellular component: membrane.